This is a messenger RNA of Acipenser ruthenus (sterlet), 2423 nucleotides long. Its product is annotated as E3 ubiquitin-protein ligase RNF138-like. Bases 132 to 914 code for a protein of 260 amino acids. The record is from RefSeq and is a predicted model, not a curated record. The transcript has 8 exons. Lineage: Eukaryota; Metazoa; Chordata; Actinopteri; Acipenseriformes; Acipenseridae.
UUGAGCAGAGCAUAGCAGUUGGAAAGGGGAUUUUGCUAUCUCAAACAAAUUCCCAGACAAUCCCUGAAAUAAGAUUACUUGGAGACUUCUGGUGUUUUCAUCUUCCCAGCCGAGAUCCAGUUGACAUUGUGAUGGAUCCCAUAGAAGGCCCUGUUUCCAUUAACAGGGAAGAUGAUGAAUCCCUGGAAGAGCUGAACUCCCCAGAGGCUUUUGACUGUCCCAUCUGUCAAGAGGUCUUCAAAACACCUAUUCGAACACAAACCUGCAAACAUGUGUUUUGUAAAAACUGUUUUGUGGCUGCAGUAAGGACUCAAGGGCCACAAUGCCCAAUGUGCCGAGGACCAGUGAGAGAAAAUGAGAGAAGAGCCACUGAUAUACAUCGUCAAAUGAAGGAAAAACAAGGGAAAUGCAGGGCAUGCAGCACUGUGAUUUUCUUCAGUAAAAUGAGAUCUCACUAUAAAUACUGCACACUGUACAAAGAAGAAUAUGGCACCCCUCCAUCAACUCCUGUGGUGCCCAGAGCACAGGCAAUAUAUGCAGGGAUAACACAGGCCACAGCCGCAGAUGGGUUUCAAAGUGGAAACAGUGCCCAACCUCAGGCCCCAGAAAAUGGAAGCCUAGAGAUCACAUUUAUGUGUCCCUACUGCCAUCAGAGUGGAUUUACUGAUAUGGCGUUGGUGCGGCAUUGCAACUACAAUCACUGUGGAGACCUUACACAUGUGGUCUGUCCUAUCUGCGUUGCAAUGCCCUAUGGAAAUCCAAGUUACUUCAGCAGAAAUUUCAUGAGCCAUUUACACCAAAGGCACAGAAUCAGCUAUGGUCAUUAUAUGGACAUUCGUCAAGAUGAAGAUGUGCAGCUGCAAUCUGCUAUUCACUUGUCAUGGAAUGCCAGCUUUUCCUGGAUAACACGCUGAAGUACAACACUGGAAAUGUUAACCUCCAUAGGUUAAAUUCACCUGGAACCGCUUGAUUAAGAAGCCAUUAAGUACAAUCAUUAGUAACAUGAUACAGUAAAAAAUAUCUAUAUAUAUACUGUAUAUAUAUAUAUAUAUAUAUAUAUAUUUUUUUUAUAAUACAUUGGAGUAAAAGUAAAAAUGUGAAAAUCACCUUAUCUGCAUCUUACUCAAAUUGUGGUUACUUGAUGUGUCAUGAGAUCAUUGGACCUAUAUAACUGAGGAGUUCUGAUUUUAGGGUUAAACCCAAUAAAGCCCAAUUGAUAUUCUCCAAAGUGGGUCCCGAGUGGCUCAUCCAGUUAAAGUGCUGCUGGGCGCACACGAUGAGUCACACAGCUUGGACUCCGACAGUUUGCGUCUGGGCUGUGCAAAGAGGCCGAACUUUGCUGGGGACCCCGAGGAGGGCGUCACAUAGGCUCUGACACUCCUGGGGUGGGAGAUGGGAAACCGGCAGGGAUUGCUUCUCCUCAUCAUGCAACAACGAACCCUACUGGCCAGACACUGAGCACAUUCAGAGUGGAUAAGAAGCAGGGCUGGUCUCUGUUCUCCAGGAUCGGUAGUCCGUCCACCGCUGCUCUGGAUUCAACCAGAUUUUAAAACUCAAAAGCAAAAUGCAAAUAAAAAUAAACUGCAAAUCAGAACCCUUAUAAAUACACUGGUAGUAGUGUGCAACUUUUCACCAAAAUAAUGAGAAAAUAGCAGUAGCUCACUAACUUUGCAAGGGGCAUGACAUUGACUGUUUUCACUUUAACAAUGUUAUCAGGGGCUCCACGUUGUGGUCUUGCAGGUCACACGCAUUAUUUGGCCAGUCAGAGAAGCUACAACUGCCAUUUUCCCAUUUGUCCUAUUUCUCACACUCUUAUACCUCUGUAUAUUUGCCAUCAUUAUUAAUGUUUCUCAGUUAUAUUGAGAUGGAAUUAUUGAAAUAAUUUCUGUCCUGCAUCUAAGACUUCUAUCUUAGAUGCAGGAUUAUAUUUCUUUGUCAUGUGUCUUUGCUUCCUUGUGUGAUACAGAACCUUUCAACUCUGUGGACACCACCUGCUUUGUGAUAUGGUAUAGAACAAAAUUAUAAUAUUCUAUUUAUAUUAAAUCAUAAUAUUGAAACAAAACAAUUUGUAAUGAAAACAUAAAACAAGAAGUGAAGUGUAAAAACAUAUUUAAAAAAGGCAUGUGUAGGUGUUUUUUAUUGUAGUUUUAAAGAAAUGAUACGUCAUGUAUUUUUAAUGCAGAUAUAAACAAUAGCAACAGUUUUAUUAAAUCUUUUUUUAAAAUAUAUUUCUUUAAAUAUAUAAAAAUAUAUUUCUGAUAAUUUCUGAAAGCUCAUACUGCAUAAGACAUACUGUUUGGGAACAGAAUAGGACAAAAAAAAAAACAUUGCGUCAUUAUCUAUUAAUAAUAUUCAAUGUUUACAAUAAUGUGUAAAUCUGUAUUUGUGCAGCACAAUUGUUGAAUAAAAGUAAUCAAAACAUA